AUGACUACGCCAAAGCGACGCAAGGUUGAGACAUCUGAAGGCUCCAGGCCAAUGAGUGCUUUUGCUUUGAGGCAACAGCUACUUUCAGCCAGUCCGUCUUUGUCACCGGCGCCUCAACCUGAACCUCAACAGGCUUCCGAGUCCCAAUCCCAAGUGACAACCCCGACGCCCACGCCGAAUGGGCGGUCUUCAACGAAGACAAGAUCAUCAAAAAGACUCGCAGACAGCGAUAAAGCAUCAGAGCUGCCACCGGGAGGAUCCUCUGCAAGCUCCAGUCAGAAUGCAGUCCCAGACAGCCCAUCUGUGGCGCGAGCAGCAGGAACAACUCUGGCGCCCAACAGCCCAACCGCAGACCCUGAAGAUUUGAGAUCUGCAAAGUCUGGUCCUCAACAGUUCUCGACAUUCAGACCGACAAAAAGCAACUCCCGCAGAAUUGCUGGUGGGAUCCUGGAACUGAGACUACACGAUAGCGAGCGCUUCUUGGUACUUGGAAGCUACGGAAUCCGAGUGAUUGACGGCGAGGUCACAGUCGCCGGUGCGAGCAUUCGGGCCCCCGACGGGAUCAAAUGGGUCCACGCACCUCACUGCCAUGCCAUCCCCGUUCUGCGUUGUACCGAGGAGACAAAGCUGGAGCUACAUCCUCAUCCGCAAGGACCCAGUCUCCGCAAGCUCGAGCGGCUUUCGCCCCUCUUCCGAAGCUUGUGGCACGAGCCGGAGGCGGGGUCGAGGAGCAAGCAAGCCGCCAAGAGAGACACCUACAAGAUUAUUUGCAACACAGAUGAUGCGCCAAAGCGUGCUCUGAUCCAGGACCUGCGCUCUCAUCCGGCGUGGAACAAGAAACUGGCGGGCCUGACGAAAGUGCGGCAGCCAGAUCAACAACCCUUGAGCGUGAUGCUGUGCGGCCCCAAGUCGUCCGGCAAAUCUACCUUUGGCAGGAUAUUGGGCAACCGCCUUCUCACGGGUGCCGGCCAGCAGACACGAAACCGCAAAACGCCACUGUCGGUUGUUGUGCUGGACCUUGAUCCCGGACAACCCGAGUACACUCCCGCAGGUACGGUCGCGUUGGUCGAGGUUAGGGAACCAAACCUGGGUCCAUCCUUCACCCACAUCGCGGCAGGCGAACAGCAUGUGUCUAUCAUCAGGUGUCACUCGAUCGCCUCUGUGUCUCCGGCAUCGGACCCAGAGUUAUACUUGGAGUGCGCCUUGGAUCUUUACCAACGUUAUCAAAGCAAGUGCAAGGGGCUGCCCUUGAUCAUCAACACGCCAGGCUGGGUUCUGGGAACCGGACUCGACCUCUUGACCGAACUGGUGUCGACCAUCCGACCCACGGAAGUCAUAUACAUGUCCGAAGACGGCCCUAAGGAUACCGUCGAGGGCCUGCAGACGGCGUGCAAGGGGGCUUUUACACUCCUCCCUUCCCAGCAGUCCGAGUUCACCUCGAGAACGGCGGCGCAUUUGCGCUCGAUGCAGGCGCUCGCAUACUUCCACACUGUUCGGAACCCUUCCAACAAGCUGGCCUGGAACCCGACUCCGCUGUCAUCAUCACCGCCGUUGACUGUCAGCUACAGGGACAAGAACCGCGGGGUUUUGGGGAUCGUCAGUUACGAGUACCAGCCACCGGCAGACUUACUCGCGGAGACAAUCAAUGGUUCGGUCUUGUGCCUAGUCGAAGCCGAGGAUACCAAGGCGUUUAGCCGCCUCACAAAGGAGAGCGAGGGCCUCCUCGCAGCCGCGCCCGGUCCCGAUAAGAUGGACGUUGACCACAGUGCAGCAGACUUGGACGGGAUCAUCUCGAGGACACCGGAGGGGAUCCCCUACAUCCCCAACUCUGACGCCCAAACCCUGGACCCUCGGUACUCGCAAACCCUCGGCAUGGUGCUACUCCGAGGCAUCGACACCGAGAAUGGCGUCCUCCAAAUUCUCACCCCGAUACCCUUGGAACGCAUCGAGGCUGCCAAAGUGGCGGGCCACCAGCUGGUGCUCGUCCACGGCAAGCUCGACUCUCCCGGCUGGGCGUACACCGAGGACCUGUACUACCAAUCUUUCAGCGGCGCCGAGGCGGACGCCAGGGACGACACGGUGGAGAUCAUGGACGAGGACACGGAGAGCGACAGGUCGGACGAGGAGCCCGAGAACCCGGAGCUCGCCGGCGACGUCAGCGACACGCCGUGGAUCGAGGUGCUCCAGGGCCACGAGAAGCGGCCGGUGGGAUCGCGGGUGUGGAGAGUCCGGCGCGACCUGGGCCGGGCCGGGCCGGGGGCUGAGUGA
This is a messenger RNA of Colletotrichum higginsianum IMI 349063, 2268 nucleotides long. RefSeq names its product RNA processing protein. The transcript is spliced from 5 exons. Gene Ontology annotation, molecular function: polynucleotide 5'-hydroxyl-kinase activity. Lineage: Eukaryota; Fungi; Ascomycota; Sordariomycetes; Glomerellales; Glomerellaceae. Gene Ontology annotation, cellular component: nucleus. Bases 1 to 2268 code for a protein of 755 amino acids. The record is from RefSeq and is a predicted model, not a curated record. Gene Ontology annotation, biological process: cleavage in ITS2 between 5.8S rRNA and LSU-rRNA of tricistronic rRNA transcript (SSU-rRNA, 5.8S rRNA, LSU-rRNA).